Molecule: messenger RNA, 1332 nt
Organism: Symbiodinium sp. CCMP2456
Lineage: Eukaryota; Dinophyceae; Suessiales; Symbiodiniaceae
Source: the annotation of a GenBank genome assembly
AUGUCCUUUAGUGUAGUGCCGCCGAUGGAGGAAGCAGCCGAAGCCAUGUUUCCUCCCGACGACGGUGACUCUCCCAAUGGUGGUGACAAAAAAGGCCUCACGAAGGUGAGUAGCUCCGUCUUUUUGCUCAGCACGAUGUCGCUGGGAGUGGGUGUCUUCUCACUCCCCACCGUCUGGAACGAGAUUGGAUGGCUUUGGGGCAUGGGCCUUUGCUGCUACUUCGGGUUGUUGUCCACACUUCUCAUGCUGAACUUGCUGGACAUUGUGAAGCAUCACAACACGCAGUCCUGGGAGGAACUGUGCCGCUUUGCGCCGCUGGCCCGUACUUGCUCUCGGGUCAGUCUCCUCAUUUCCUUGCUCAUUGGCAAUGCAGCCCACAUGCAGACUAUCGCAGGAAUGCUUUUCGACAUCUUAACGUUUUUCAUAACCGACGACUACGGGCAAUACCAUUUCAGCAAUACACAGCGGGCUGUCUUGAUUCUGAUUUUCCUUGGCGUGGCCAGCCCUUUCUGCUUCGCCGACAAUCUCGCCACCUUGCAGCAUGUGGGGCACGGUGUUGCUUUUGUCGUGAUGCUGCUCUGUGCCGCCGUGGUCGUCUCCUCCUGCGUCACCGUCGGCCGUGGUCUCGGAGCCCACGGCGAGUUUGCCACACCAGCCACGGUGCCAGACUUCAAGGCCUUCCUCACCUCGGCUCCAAACGUUUGCUUUGCCUUCACCGGCAUGCUCAGCUUCUGGGAGGUUUUUGCGGCCCUCAAGAAGGGAGCAGGGGUGGAGGAAGCCUUCCCGCGCAUGAAGAAGACUGCUAUCUUUUCCGGCAUCUUGGUCCUCAGCUUGUACUUGCUGGUGUCAGGCUUCUGCAUUUGGACAUUCGGCACAGAGGCUGGCAAGCAGAAAAAGGGCAACGGCUACGGAAACGUGCUUUACAACUUCCCUAUUGAUGACUACCCGGUUACAUUGCUGUGCGCUGCCUUGGUGGUCGUGAUAGUCCUCGAAUAUCCCAUCAUCAACUUCCCAAUGGUCAACAUGAUCUUGAAUGUUCGGACUUUGGGCUUGAAGAACCGGAGAUACGCGAGGCACUUCGUCAGCCUUGCUGGGAUGCUAAUCGUCCUCCUGCUGGACCUUGCAGUGCCCGAUCUGCCGGACGUCUUUGGACUUUGUGGCUCUUUGGGCCUCAGCCUCUUUUGCUACGUAGUACCAGGCUACAUCUGCAUUGUGGCUGGCCGGGGGCUUCUGGGCAAGAUCGUGGGAGCCUUCGCGGUGGUGACAGGACUUACAAUGCUCUUCGGAGGCACCUUCUUCAUCCUGAAGAGGGUUGUCACAGGAACGGAAUGA